This is a messenger RNA of Microtus ochrogaster (prairie vole), 929 nucleotides long. It is a transcript of the gene Gzmk, whose product is annotated as granzyme K. The record is from RefSeq and is a predicted model, not a curated record. Gene Ontology annotation, biological process: proteolysis. Gene Ontology annotation, molecular function: serine-type endopeptidase activity. NCBI's taxonomy places the organism in Eukaryota, Metazoa, Chordata, Mammalia, Rodentia, Cricetidae.
AUGAGGCUUUCUCCAUUUGCUCUGUUUGUCCUGACUGCUGGGGUCUAUCUGUGCUCAGAGUGUGUCUGCACUGAAAUUAUUGGAGGGAGAGAAGUACCACCACAUUCCAGGCCGUUUAUGGCUUCCAUCCAGUACCGCGGCCGUCACAUCUGUGGAGGAGUCCUGAUUCAUCCGCAGUGGGUGCUGACAGCAGCCCACUGCUACUCUUGGUUUCCUAGAGGCCACUCUCCCGCAGUGGUCUUAGGAGCACAUUCUCUUUCAAAGAAUGAGCCCACGAAACAAACAUUGGAGAUUAAAAAAGUCAUCCCAUUCUCAAGAUCCCUGUCAGGUUUCACAUCACAUGACAUCAUGCUAAUAAAGCUUCACACUGCUGCAGAACUCAACAAGCAUGUCCAACUGCUUCAACUGAGAUCCAAAAACUAUAUUAGAGAUGGAACCAAAUGCCAGGUUACUGGCUGGGGAGCCACCAACCCAGAUCUGUUAAAAAACUCUGAUACCCUUCAAGAAGUCACUGUUACCAUCAUAAGCAGAAAACGCUGCAACAGCCAAAGCUAUUACAACCGCAAACCUGUUAUAACCAGGGACAUGAUAUGUGCAGGAAAUGCCAAAGGCCAAAAGGAUUCCUGCCAGGGAGAUUCAGGCGGCCCCUUGGUCUGCAAAGGUGUCUUCCAUGCCAUCGUCUCUGGGGGCUAUAAAUGUGGCAUUGCCAACAAACCUGGAAUCUACACCCUGUUGACUAAGAAAUACCAGAGUUGGAUCAAAAGCCAGCUUGCCCCAUCCAGUGCGAACUGAGAUGGUAAAGUGUUUUUUAGAUCUGCCAGUCACGUGCUUCUUGUUGUGAAAUGAGCUCACAGAUCAAUUUCAUCUGCAGAUGCAGCUGACUGCAGGAAGCCUGUGCUACAGCUGGGGCAUAUUUCUGUGUCUUAAGG